CAUAAUAAUAAGGGCUGUUAGUGUUACAACUUGAGUUGUCAACUUUUCGUGGUGAAUGUAUAUAGACAAAGUGCGACGUCAUAGUACAGAGGCUUAUUGAGAAGGCAAAACAUAGUUCUUAUAAUAAGGACCAUAUACACGCUUUGAGCUUUAUUCGGGAAAACGCUCCCUAUACAACCAUAAUAGAGCAAGGAGUACAACCUUCAAGAUGGAAUUUAAUUUGAGUCGCAUCCCCAACUCCGCUGAAAUGUUUGACCGGUUUCGUUCCGAGACCUGGUCGUUCGUCGUACUGAUUCUGGUCGUACUUUUGACAAUCUUCACCGUUUGUUUGUACAUCGAGGCGCUGGUUUUCCUUCAUCGUCGCUUUGAAUUCGGUUCUAGGCGGGGGUAUCUCAUCUACAUAUGCGGUGUGUUUCCGGUGCAUUCGGUUACAUCGUUUAUCGGACUGUGUAUACCAACGGCUUCAUUUGCAUGCAACUUCCUAGCCGAUAUGUACAUAGCGAUGGCGCUGUAUGCCCUCCUCCUACUGAUGACCGACCUCUUUGGGGGACUUGAUGAGACGGUGAGGGCGCUGUCGGAGACGGCCAUUCCACUAAGACAGCCACCGUGUUGCUGCUGCGUUUGUCUUCCGUCUGUCAAUUUUAACAAGAGAAUGUUUCAUCGAAUUCGCGUGGGCAUGUUGCAGUACAUCAUCGUGUUGCCCAUCGUUGUUCUUGUACCGGCGUUACUGUGGGUUGAUCAACUGAACCAACCUAGCCAGUCCUCGGGGAUCUACUCUACGAUUGAAAUACCGGCUACCGUGAUCAACGCCCUGUCUACCCUGACCGCGAUUUACUCCAUCAUGCUACUGUUCAGAGCGUCGCGGGCCCCGUUGAGACGCUUCCAGCUGCCCGGUCAGUUCGUCUCCGUGCAGCUCGUACUGGUGUUGGUGAAUUUUCAGCGGGUCAUUCUCACGAUUCUUAUACGGCUGAAUGUCGUCGAGUGCAUCCAACCGCUUCACUGCACUUCAGAUUUGGUUUUGAAGACCCUGUUGAAUCUCUUGAUUCUCUUCGAGAUGCCCCUAAUCAUGCUAGGCAAUCGCAUAGUGAUUCAGAGGUGGAUCCGAUCCGGCACCAACACCCAAUGCUUUCAGCCCGACGUCAAAGCCGACGCUGAGGGCGGCAAACACAUCUGCUUGCCCCCCUCUGAGAAUAACCACAAUGACGGAGCAUUUGACAACAAGGCGAUCUCUGGAACGGACCCCGAUCUGUCGACGCUCGUGUGAAGAUAUUAUAAUAAAAACCAAACAUGGAGGAACAUAGCCUAGGAAGCUCAGUUGGUACAGCACUGGAACGGUAACUCAGACGACGCAGGUUCGAAACCCGCUGCCGUCAACUUCUUUGUUCAGAUUACAAGGCAUCGAUCAUUCAGUUCCCGUAGUGAUUUAUAUGAAUCCAAAGAAAUGUCCGUGAAAAUCCGAACAAUGUUAUCGCUGGUGAACUUUAAUACCAAUGACGUUAUUAUAGUUGAGGCCAGUAUUGAAAUUAGGGUGUGUAUACAUAAUUGGUUCUGCUUUUCAAGGAGGUCCGAUCGUGGGGUCUAUACAGAGUUACCAUUAAUAUUCAACCCCCGAAAUGUUCCCAGCCUGGUACGCGUACUGCCUGCUCUGCGCACGAGUGUUUACACAAUUUUCCGUGUCAAAUCGGGCCAAUGUGCUAUAUUUUCUCGUUUGUUGCGGGAGAGAUUCCAAAAUUGUUUUUGCUAUAUACAUUAACUUUUUAGGAGUAAACAGUAACUAAACUCUGUAACUGUACCAAUUUUCAUGGGCGACAUUAUGCGAUGUUUUUUGCACCAUUAUCUACAAUGUAAUCUGUAAAAGCAAGUCUUGUCCCCUCUCCCUUACAAAAAAACCGGCUGGCAAGUAAACCAUAAAAAUUGAAAAAUGCUUGUUGGAAAUAUUUGGGCCGAGAACGCACCGGUAACACGGUUUUGUUGUAGUUGGGCUGACUAAUCGAUACUCCUGAAAAAAGUGAACUGUCAUGUUGUGAUUCGUGGUGGAAACAGUAUCCCAUACUGUUGCGCGCUAAUUAAUUAUAAAGUCUAACUUCUGCAGUUGUUAGCAAUUAUUUCGUGGUUAACGUAGACAUUGUGUGCAGACAAAGCAGGAUUCUAAUAAUAAGGCAUUCGUUCCAGCUUUAUUCCGGAAAACGCUCCCUGCAACCUUCAAGAUGGAAUUUAAUUUGAGUCGCAUUCCCAGCUCUGCUGAAAUGUUUGGCCGUGAGUACAUUGUUGAAACCUUUGCCGAUUUUAUACCAAUCAUUAGUACGGCGAUACAGAUCUGGCAUCUGUUUCUGUCGCUUGUAAUAUUGCGACGAAAACACUGGUUAAACUUGUCGACGAAUGGACUAUAUUUUGUUCUUGGAUCCUGGUGACGUGGGUGACCAUGCUUAACCGAUAUUGUAACCCAGGAGAAAAGUCGUACAUUUGAGAGGUUUUUUUUUAUCUUCAAUUAAAAACAGAUCAAAAUGUGGGCCAGGCCUAAAGUAAUUUAGUAUAUUAAUCUUUUAAAGAUGUUUUUCUCGCUUUCUUUUAUUUCAAAUCAUACAUUUGCAACAUAUUUUGCACUUUGUAUUAUUGUCAAUAUUGUCUUUUAAUUUGUGUCCAACAAAUUGUAGCUAUGUAGAAAGGGUUUAUGGCUCCUUUAUUUUCCGCCAUUUUGAAAAUCUGCCACCUUUGGGGAUAAAAAGGAGGGACAAAAGCGCCCGCCUCUCAUUUUUCAAAAAGGCCGGACUAGAAACUACGUUUUUUGUUUUCAUUCGGUCUAUGUGCCCACUUUUUCACGACCGAAGUCUAAUUAGUGCAAAAUGAGUACCUUUUAAUAAUUAAUCUACAGCAUGUCAUGAACUCAGACCCCAAAGAAAUGUGUUGCAUGGCCUCUCAUCUCAAUUUUCCUUUCUAGCAGACGCAGGUGCAACAGAUUAUAAGAGGCACACCGGACAAGUAUCACUCUCUAACAGUGACCAUUGGGCUUGGUAAAAAGGUUAAAAACGUGGUUAUCCAAGUCCAUCUUGAUACAACAUGGUGUAAUAAGUAUAUACGCGUGAACAUAAAAACUUGUAAUUUGUAUUGGAUAUAACUAUUAAAAUUAUGGAAAUGUCGGUGAAAUUCUA
This is a messenger RNA of Patiria miniata (bat star), 3149 nucleotides long. RefSeq names its product organic solute transporter subunit alpha-like. Gene Ontology annotation, biological process: transport. The record is from RefSeq and is a predicted model, not a curated record. Bases 209 to 1264 code for a protein of 351 amino acids. NCBI's taxonomy places the organism in Eukaryota, Metazoa, Echinodermata, Asteroidea, Valvatida, Asterinidae. The transcript is spliced from 7 exons. Gene Ontology annotation, molecular function: transporter activity.